Molecule: messenger RNA, 2593 nt
Organism: Phalacrocorax carbo (great cormorant)
Lineage: Eukaryota; Metazoa; Chordata; Aves; Suliformes; Phalacrocoracidae
Source: RefSeq, a predicted model, not a curated record
GUGCCCCCGGCAGCCUCCCGCUCAGCCGCCAGCGCCGGGGCGGAGGAGGCGGCCGGCUGUGCCCAUGGCAGCCCGGCUACGCUCCCUGCGCCUGCUGCUCUUGCUGGGGAUGUGGGCCGUCACCAGCCACGGAGGAGCCGCUCUGAGCCCUGGAGGCACCAUCCUGCAGCUCACCGGCGGCGGCUGCCGCUGUGCCGGGAUGCUGGAGGUGCAGUGGGAGGGCAGGUGGAACCGCGUGUGCCGGUACAACAUGAGCAAGGUCAGCAUGGACAACAUCUGCCAGCGGCUGGGCUGCGGCCCCCCCAUCGCCAAGCCCCUCCAGCUCAUCUUCACGGGUGGGAAGGAGCCGUACAAGGGGACGCUGCGGUGCAUGGCGUGGGAACCCACCCUGGCAAGGUGCAACUGGCAGCUGGCAAACUGCACGGAGCACGCUGUUCUUGCCUGCAGCGAGCCGGCGAAAACCACCCCCAAGCCCACGCCAGUGCCCCUGACCACCAGCCCGGAGCCCACCGGACUCGCCAGGCUGCGGCUGGUGGAUGGGGAUUUUGGCUGCUCGGGCUUCAUAGAGCUGCACAGGCAGGGGCUGUGGGGGGCCGUGGCGGACAGCCCGGGCAUCUGGCCAGAGCUGGCCACCCGCAUCUGCCAGAAUCUCAACUGCGGCACCGUCAUCGGCAACCAUGGCCGCGCCAAGCUGGAGCGGGAAAGCCACUUGCCGGUGCGGUGGGAGGUGGUGAAGUCCUGCAAGAACUCUGAGCUCUUUGAGUGCUUCAACAGGACCAGCGCCCGGCGGGGGGAAGCGCCCGCCUUCAUCACCUGCUCCGGCUCCCAGCCCCAGGCCCUGCGGAGGCUGGCUGCUGGCCCCACGCCUUGCGAAGGGGACAUCGAGGUCUUUCACGAGGGGCGGUGGCGGGUGCUGUGUGACAACCAGCAGCAGCGAGCCGAGUGGGGCAGGCAGCUGUGCCAGGAGCUGCGGUGUGGGAACCUCUCGUCCAGCACCGAGAUCCAGGACCCCAACUUGAUGGGUGUCACCUGCAGGGUCCCCACCCUGCACCUCUGCUCUGUCAGCCUCGGGACCUCCCGGACCUGCUCCCGGACCAGAGUUGUGUGCCAGGACUCGAAGCCGCGUCCCGCUGGCACGGCAGCAGGCACCAUCGUGAGCAUCUGCCUGGCCCUGAUCCUCUUUGGCAUCCUCUUGCUCAUCUGCGGCCCACCUGCCUACAGGAGGCUGAUGAAAAGAAUCGCCAAAAAGAAGCAGCGCCAGUGGAUCGGCCCCACGGGACUCAACCAGACGGUCUCCUUCCACCGUAACAGCACCGUCACCCUGAGGCCGCGGACGGAGGGGCAGCGGGUGCAGAGUGGGGACAACGACUACGCUCAGCCCCCCCAGAAGAGCUCCUACCUCUCGGCUUACCCAGCCCUGGAAGGCGCGUGCAGAGCUUCCAACCCUCCGGACAACUCCUCCGACAGCGACUACGACCUGCACUCUGCCCGCACAGUGUGACCCCCCCCCCCCCCCGCCCUCACCAGAGCUGGGACCCCCUCGGGCCACCCUGGUCCCCGGCCGAGCCACCCCCCCGCCCCACCCGCCACCCAGCGCUGACCCAGGGUGGUCACGCACGUGGCAGCAAAGCUGUGCAACUGCUGAAUUAGCGGCUUUUCUUGCAUUUUUUCGGCAAGCGACCUCGUUUCCUUCGUCAGCCACCUUCCCGCCCUGCAGGCAGAGGUGGGAUGCAGCACAAGAAAGGUAAAUUUUGAGCAAGCCUUUCUAGCAGAAGCCAUCCCUGCCCGCGGCAGGGGAUUGAACAAGAGGAUCUUUGAAGGCCCUUUCCAAUCCAAACCCUUCUGUGGUUCUAUGCAACGAUGAACCGAACGAAGCUGACUGAAGAGAUGACAAAUACCUGCGCUGCUCACCUUGGAAGAAAGCCUGCCCUCAUCCCCCCCCCCCCCCCAGAGCGUGGUGGGAGACCUCCGGGGCCGCGGCCCCCCAGCCCCUGCCGGGGUGGGAGCCAAACCCACCCAUGCUCCUCCCUACCUGCUCGUACCGGGCACCAGGCACGCACGGCUCAGCUCUAACCCAGCCUGGCUCGGCUUCAGCUGCGCACCGGUACCCGAGCACCCUUCUGAGCAAGCUUCCUCUUGCUUUUUGAGCCUCCCUUGUGGGAGAGUGCGAGGUGGGGGAGUUUUUUUAAGCUAUUCGUAUGAGUCUAAGAGGCAGCUGGGUUGCAGCAGGGUUCAUACCCGCACUGAGAGCGGAGCAGCCACGCUCACAGCCGUUUGGAGGGGAUUUGACGGCUUCUCCGUCUCUCAAAAGCAGGGUAACCACACUCCUCCUCCCACCCAGGCCAGGCUGAAAGCGAAAUCGGCUGCUGUCUGCCAGGCGCUCCGAUACCGGGGCGCCGAGCUUCGCGAGAAAGACUGAGAGACCCGCGUCGGCCGGGUCUUGGCUGUGCUUGCGUGGGACGGCGCGAGAUUUGGGCAGGUGCAUAAAGCGAAGCACGGAUGCGAGGAGCACGGGGAGGGAAGAACUACUGAGAAUCAGUCUGAGAUAUUUAAUAAGCAAUAACUGUUGUAAUAAAAUUGGGGUUUUUUUUUC